Momordica charantia (bitter melon) is the source of this 983-nucleotide messenger RNA. Its product is annotated as methyl-CpG-binding domain-containing protein 4. Gene Ontology annotation, molecular function: zinc ion binding; DNA binding. The record is from RefSeq and is a predicted model, not a curated record. Lineage: Eukaryota; Viridiplantae; Streptophyta; Magnoliopsida; Cucurbitales; Cucurbitaceae.
AGACCUAACUUUUACGCAAAAUUUUGGGAGUUUGAGCACAUGAAAACAUAGAAAACUAGCGAUUCUUGAUGCAACUCGCAUCAAAAUCCGCUCCGCAGGUGGAGAUCGGAGAUCGUAGCAGAAAGAGAGAAUCGUCCGGAGAGAUGGCCGGCGCCAGGCCUCCCAGAAAGCCGGUGAAGUCAAAAAGGCUGCCGGUAGAUCUAUAUGCUGCACAAUGUGAGGAAUGCUUCAAGUGGAGGUUGAUAAGUACCCAAGAGGAGUAUGAGGAUAUUAGAAGUAAACUGAUAGAAGAACCCUUUACUUGCAAUAGGAAAACUGAUACUUCUUGUGAGGACGCGUCCGAUAUCGACUAUGAUGCAACUCGAACUUGGGUGAUCGACAAACCUAACAUCCCAAAGACCCCAGAAGGUUUCAAGAGACGUCUGGUGCUAAGAAAGGAUUUCUCUAAAUUUGAUGCUUACUAUAUCACACCGACUGGGAAGACGGUGAGAUCCUCUACCGAGAUGCUAUCCUUCAUAGAAGCAAAUCCAAAAUACAAGGAUAUACCUCUUUCAAAGUUCAGUUUUGCAGUCCCAAAAGUAAUGGAAGAAACUGUACCUGAAAGCAUCUUAAGAGAGGAUUUAAGUAGCAGUAGUGCCAAAAGAAUUAAAAAGGUUAAGGAUAAAUCUGCCCAUACUGACUGAAGAUCAGACACGGCUCCUUGCAGUAUUCAAGUUUCUGUACUUUGGAAAACCAAUUGAUGAAGGAUUAUGCUGCUGUUAAUCUGAACUCUUGUGGAUGGUUCUAUUUUGCCUUAAGAUGUAGGGUGAUAAUUCUUCUAUUGUACCAUCUUUUUGUUCACUACUAAGAACAAUUGUAAAAUAUAUGUAUCAUAUGGCCAUAGUUUUUAAGACAUGAGAAGACCCUUUGAUUUAGGGUGAGUUUGGUAUUAUUUUUAGGUGUUGAAAAGUAUUGUACUUUAUAAAAUUUUCAGUGUUCAAUUA